Molecule: messenger RNA, 3162 nt
Organism: Medicago truncatula (barrel medic)
Lineage: Eukaryota; Viridiplantae; Streptophyta; Magnoliopsida; Fabales; Fabaceae
Exons: 1
Coding region: 249-2774 (841 amino acids)
Source: RefSeq, a predicted model, not a curated record
CAUCUCUCUCUCUCUCCCCUACUUCCUAGUUUCCCUGUUUCACUACCUCCUUCUAUAUGCACUCACCUGUCUUCUCUUUUUUUGUAGCAACAAUCAACAACCUCACUCACUCACUUCACCUCACUCUCUUCUCCUACUUCUUCUUUUUCACACCCCCACAAUUCAUCACACACCCCCACCCUCCAAACACUACUUCCAUUCUUCCCUUCCCUCUUCCAACCCAAAACUCACCAACCCUUUAUGGCUAAAUGUCCAUAAACGAAUCCCAAACCCAUAAUCACAACAAUGUCAAAACAAAAACCACACUUUUUCCCUCAAAAAACCACCCAAUUUUGACCCUUCAUCUCAAAGAACCACAAAACCAAAACUUUCCCACAAAUUCAACCACCCUUUUGACCAAAACAAUGACUUCAACAAACUCCACUUCAACAGAACCACUUCCUAGUUCAGAAGAACUUGCUGUCAAAGCUGUUAACAAACGAUACGAGGGUCUUGUCACUGUUCGAACCAAAGCUGUUAAAGGUAAAGGUGCAUGGUAUUGGACACACCUUGAACCUAUUCUGGUUCGAAAUCCUGAUACUGGUCUUGCUAAAUCUGUUAAACUCAAGUGUUGUUUGUGUGAUUCUGUUUUUUCUGCUUCAAACCCUUCAAGAACAGCUUCAGAACAUCUCAAACGUGGAACAUGCUCUAAUUUUAACAAUUCUGGUUUGUUGUUAAAAUCUGAACCCGGUUCAGUUCCGGUUUCUCCGGUUCCUAUUUCGUCGGUCUCCGGUUCGAACCGGAAAAGAGAUCAAAUGGGAGUUGCUGUUUCAGUUUCAACUUCACCAUCAUCAUUAAGUUUUCAGAAUCAUAACUUGGCAUUGGUUGAAAUUGGCUACAAUCAGGUGCAUGGUAAUAUGGUGAACCAUCAGAAUCAGAAUCAGAAUCACCAGAAUCAGAAUCAGAAUCAGCAUCAUUUGAUGUUGUCUGGUGGAAAAGAUGAUUUGUGUGCAUUGGCUAUGUUUGAAGAUAGUGUGAAGAAGUUGAAGAGUCCUAAGACUUCACCUGGUACUUCUUUGAGUAAAGAACAGGUGAAUUCUGCUUUGGAUUUACUUGCUGAUUGGUUUUAUGAAUGUUGUGGUUCUGUUUCUUUGUCAACAAUUGAGCAUAGAAAGUUUCAAGCUUUUCUUUCUCAAGUUGGUUUGCCUGUAGGAAGUUGUUUGAGACGCGAGGUUUCCGGUCCAAGGCUCGAUGCUAGGUUUAAUGAAGUUAAGAGUGAAUCCGAGGCGAAAAUUAGGGAUGCGAUGUUUUUUCAAGUAGCUAGUGAUGGUUGGAAGAGUUAUGGUAAUAGUAGUAGUAAUUUUAAUAAUAAUAGGAGUUUGUAUGGUUUGUGUUGUGGUGGUGAGAGUUUGGUUAAGUUUAUGGUGAAUCUACCAAAUGGGAGUAGUGUUUUUGAAAAGGCGGUGUUUACCGGCGGAGGAGUUGUGAAUUCGAAGUAUGCUGAGGAGGUUUUGUGGGAGACUGUGACUGGUGUUAGUGGUAGUGUUGUUCAAAGAUGUGUAGGAAUUGUUGCUGAUAAGUUUAAGGCUAAGGCAUUGAGGAAUUUGGAGAAUCAAAACCAUUGGAUGGUAAAUACUUCUUGUCAGCUUCAAGGGUUUGUUAGUUUAAUCAAGGAUUUUAACAACGAGCUCGAACUUUUCGGUAUUGUUACUAAGAAUUGUCUUAAAGUUGCAAAUUUUAUAGACAAUGAAUCUCAGGUGAGGAAUGUUUUUGUUAAUUAUAGAAUGCAGGAGAUGGAGUAUGGCGGGUUGAUUCGUGUGCCUUCGCCGAAAUGUGAUCCGUUGAAGAACUUUGCAUCUGUGUUUCCGAUGCUUGAGGAUAUUUUGAGCUGUGCUAGAAUAAUUCAAAUGGUUGUGAUGGAGGACGCUUUUAAGGCAAUGUUCAUGGAGGAUCCGAAUGCUAGAGAAGUGGCUGGAAUGGUUCAGAAUGAGGUGUUUUGGAACGAGGUCGAAGCAGUUUAUUCGCUUGUGAAGAUUAUUAAAGGAAUGGUUCAGGAUAUAGAGGCGGAGAGGCCGUUGAUCGGUCGAUGUUUGCCUCUUUGGGAAGAGAUGAGAACCAAAGUGAAGGAGUGGUGUAGUAAAUACAAUGUUGUCGAAGGACCAGUGGAGAAAAUACUCGAAAAACGGUUUCGAAAAAACUACCACGCUGCAUGGUCAGCGGCAUUUAUACUCGAUCCACUUUACUUGAUUAAAGACACAAGUGGAAAGUAUCUCCCGCCAUUCAAGUUUCUGACGCGCGAACAAGAGAAAGACGUCGAUAAGUUACUUACAAGACUAGCUUCGAGAGAAGAAGCUCAUGUUGUUUUGAUGGAGCUAAUGAAAUGGAGAUCAGAAGGACUCGACCCUCUUUAUGCGCAAGCCGUUCAGAUGAAACAAAGAGAUCCAAUCACCGGGAAGAUGAAAGUCGCGAAUCCUCUCAGUAGUCGACUUGUUUGGGAAACAUGUUUGUGUGAGUUCAAAUCUUUAGGGAAGAUAGCAGUGAGGCUCAUUUUUCUUCAUGCAACUUCAUGUGGAUUUAAGAGUAAUUGGUCUUUCAUGAGAAAAGUUUCUGGAAACAAAAACUCUAGAGUUGCAUUGGAAAGAGCUCAGAAAAUGAUAUACAUUGCAGCUCAUGCAAAGCUUGAAAGAAGAGAUUUUUCUAGUGAGGAAGAAAAAGAUGCAGAAUUAUUUUCCAUUUCUGGAAGUGAUGAAGAUAGCAUGCUAGCUGAAGUCUAUGCCGAUGCAAUGCAAUCUUAAUGUAGCGAAUGGUUUUAAAUUGCGGUCAUGCAACAUAACGGAAUUUGAAAUCUCCGCAACGGCAUCACAACUAUAGUUUCAACUGCAUUUUCAUGCAAUAUAAAGGUUCACAGCAUAACUGCAACCACAUUUUAAAACGCUAGUGUAACUUGUUUCCUUUUUUUACUUUUAUAGAUUUGUGUAAUUUUUUAGGAUUUAUCAGAUUCUUUCAAGAACACUCCUAUUAUUCUGUUAGAAGGGGUUCAUAUAAAAUAUGUUGUUAGUGACUGUGUUAUUAUCAGUUUUGAUUCUUUUGAAUCAUCAAUCAUUUAUUUUAGGAGAAUGGUUUUGAGUUCUAAUUUGUUAUCAACCUGAGAAAGGUGGCUUUACUAUCUUUUUGUGGAAUGAA